Messenger RNA from Vespula vulgaris, 6340 nucleotides. Its product is annotated as zinc finger protein 236-like. The record is from RefSeq and is a predicted model, not a curated record. Gene Ontology annotation, cellular component: nucleus. Bases 253 to 5850 code for a protein of 1865 amino acids. Gene Ontology annotation, biological process: regulation of transcription by RNA polymerase II. NCBI's taxonomy places the organism in Eukaryota, Metazoa, Arthropoda, Insecta, Hymenoptera, Vespidae. Gene Ontology annotation, molecular function: DNA-binding transcription factor activity; RNA polymerase II cis-regulatory region sequence-specific DNA binding. The transcript has 20 exons.
GUUAACUUGCUCUUCGGGAGAAAGAAAAAUACAAUGAAAAUAUUACGAUAAAAAUUGUGGUGGUUCUUAAUGAAAUUACGUCAAUGACAAAAACUCAACACGUGUAAAAUUAUAGAGGUUCAAUGUACUUUGUUAUUCAUUAGUUCAUUAGGAAUGAAUAAACUCAACACACAUAACCCAAAAUAGUAUUUCAUGAUAUGUAGAUAGAUAAAUAUUUUUUACUUUAUUACUUGUCCAUUUAUAAGUAGCAAAAUGUUGACAGAACAAAUUGUAGUUUCUGAAUCAUCUACCGGCGAUACAUUACCAUUAGGAUUUAUAACUGCUGAAGAUGGUCGAACUCUUUUAGCAGUAGCAGAACACGAAGAUGGUAUCUUAGCAAUUAUGUCAACACCUGUAGCAUUUAUGCAGCAGAAUAAUAUAAUUUCACCAUCAUUAGUUAAGACUAUAGAUGGAAAUAUGAUUGUGCAUCCUCCUAUUUUUCAAAUAAGUAUAGAAGGCAUUGCUGGAAUUCAACAAGGUGCUAUAUUACCAAUACAAACAUUAGAAGCAGUUCCUACUGUUAUGGAAGAUGUACCAAGUUGUGUACAGUCCAUAGUUCCUACACCAACAGAUUUAGCAAUAAAUAACAAAGAACAACAUUUUUCUCCCGAGUUUCAUACAACACAAUUUCCUAUUCAGAAAAAUAAUACUAAACGUAAUCCUGGCAGACCAAGGAAAAAUGAAGUCAUCUUGUCUCAUAGCAUAGACGAUAUGAAAUGCAAUGUUUGUGGGCAAGACUUUGAUAAACAAUCUCUAUAUCGGAAACAUAUGGAUCAGCAUGCAGAAGAGAAACCACAUCGUUGUCCAAAAUGUUCUGCAUCCUUUAAUAUUCCGACGAAUUUCACGCUUCACAUGGCAACGCAUAAUACUGGUGAACCAAAAUGUCCUGAAUGUGGUAGAAAAUUUGCUAGAAUGGCCAGUUUAAAAUCUCACAUGAUGUUGCAUGUGAAAGAAGAAAAUCUUUUUUGUACGGAGUGCGAAGAUGCCUUUCCAACGAAAUAUAUCUUCUUCAUAAUGUCGUUCGCCGUGGACUGCAUCAAUUUUGCUCUUCUACUGAUCUGCUCUCGUGUCUUUCAUCUCGCUCUUGGAAUCGGUGCGCAGUAUUAUAAGGCUCAACUGGAUGCACACUUAAAGUUACACGGUGAAAAAUCAUUAACGGAGGAAGUGCGAAAGUGUAAGCUUUGCAAUAAACAAUUUGUUCAGCCUGCUUUAUAUAGACUUCAUAUUCGUGAGCAUUAUAAGUUACGGACAAAGAUAGUCAAGCAGACGAAAAAAGGAACGAAACAUAAGAUUAUGUAUAAGUGUACGAUAUGUUUGAAGUCGUUUCAAAAACCUAGUCAGCUAAUGCGUCAUAUUAGAGUUCAUACAGGAGAGAAGCCUUUUAAAUGUACCGUAUGUAGUCGAGCAUUUACUCAGAAAGGUUCUCUACAAAUUCAUAUGUGGCAACAUGAUGGUAUCAGACCUCAUAUAUGUACUCUUUGCAAUGCUAGAUUUAGUCAAAAAGGAAACCUAAAUGCACACAUUUUGAGGGUACACAGUGCUCCAGAAGGAGAAUCCAUAUAUGGAUGUACUUAUUGUCCUUGUAUUUUUAAAAAGCUUGGCAGUCUUAAUGGUCAUAUGAAAAGAAUGCAUUCGAAUUUGGCAGAAGAAACAUCAAAAUGCGAAAGUUCUACAGAGGCUGAUAUGCGAGCUACGGUUGAUAGUGUCAUAUCACAGCUAGCAUCCUUGGAAUCUGGCAUUGCUAACGUAGCAAAUUCUACUCAAUCUGGAGCUACGACUGAAAAUAGAAAUGAUAUUUUACAAGAAGCGUUAAAUAAUAGUGGAUUGCCUAGUAAAGAGAAAAGUUCUUCUAAUGAAACAAUAGACUCGAAAAAAGUAGAAGCAAAAACGACGUACGUUACGUUAUUGGAUAGAGCACCGGACGGUACCAUGAGAAAAUAUUUAACAAUAAAGCAGCGAUGUAUAGGAAACAUACGAUGGUAUGCAUGCUCUUUCUGUCACAAAGAAUUUAAAAAACCAUCGGAUUUAAUACGUCAUUUAAGAGUGCAUACUCAAGAAAAACCAUUUAAAUGUUCUUAUUGCUUUCGCUCAUUUGCGUUAAAAUCAACGAUGAUUGCACACGAACGUACUCACACCGGUACCAAGAAAUAUGCUUGUGGUUCGUGCGAUAAAACUUUCGCGUGUCAUAGUAGUCUUACCACUCAUACGAGAUUACAUACAAAGCCACACAAAUGCACUCUAUGUGAUAAAUCGUUUAGUUCUAGCGCUGUUUUAAAAAGUCACAUGAAAAGUCAUUCAAAAGGAAAAUCAAAUCUCUCGCCAGAAGCAGAAAGUUUAGUGCCACAAAUCGUUUUACAGGAACCGUUAGUUAUUAGCGAUGCGGGUAAUAAGAUCAGCGUGGCGCAUGUACAAUCAAAACAAAAACAUGUUUAUGACAGUGCAGAUGUUGCAAGACCACACAAAUGUUGGGUAUGUCAUGCGGCAUUUAGGAAAAUUAGUCAUUUAAAACAACACUAUCGUCGGCAUACUGGAGAACGUCCUUUCAAAUGCACCAAGUGCGAUAGAAGAUUUACAUCUAAUAGCGUUCUUAAGUCACAUUUGCAUACGCACGAUGAUGCAAGACCAUACAGUUGUACUGUAUGUAAUACUAAGUUUUCUACUCAGAGCAGUAUGAAGAGACAUUUGGUGACUCACAGUAACAAAAGACCAUUCAUGUGUCCUUAUUGUCAUAAAACAUUCAAAACUUCUGUUAAUUGCAGAAAACAUAUGAAGAUACAUAAACAUGAACUUGCACAAAGACAAUUAGAACAACAGAAGAAACAACAACAAAUUAAGGAUGUACCAAAGACAUUGAAUAAGGAUAAGGGAACUAUUUUACCAGAGAAUAUAGCACUGUCAGAGGAGAUGGAAGUAUCUUUCCAACCACAAAUGGCACCUGAUUUUGCAUUAGCCUUUUCGGAUCAAUUUCAAAAUAUAACGGAAAAAGAAAAAACGUUUUUAACAACGGACAGAACACAACCGGUUAUUAAUUCAAAUUUAUCUACAAAUUUGUCUACGAUAGAAACAAAUAAUUUAGCGACAUCACAAACUUUACAUACCGAUGAAACAGCCACUAUUACAAUUCCUAAUUAUACAGGGGAUCAAUCGCUUACGCCUGAAAGUAUACGCGAGAUAGAAGAAACUUUCAAUCAACAACUGUUUAAUAUUGGAAUGAAUCUUGGUUUGGGAAGUAAUCUCUCAAGACCGAUAGAUGAUGCAAACACAAAUACUCUUGAACAAAGGGAACAACCUGUAUUAAAUAUUAUUUAUGACAAUAAUAAAAAUUUAGAGUCAUCCGCAAAUACAAUGUUCACAUCACAAUUUGAUUCAUUUGAUAUUAGUCAGAUUACGUUACAACCUGAUACCGAAAUAGACAUUGGACUGAAUACAGAAAAUUCUGCAAAUAUGGCAAAUAUUUUAACUAGAUCUAUACAAGAGAGACAAGAACUAAGCACUAUCGCUAUUGAAAAUAAUACAAAUGACAAUCAUAUUAAAACACCAAAACAAUUAAUGAUAUUGGGUUCCAAACAAACUGGAUCUGAUGCUUUAAAACUGCCACAGUCUUGUUCGAGAUAUCCGAAAGUUAUAGCUAAAGCGGAUGCGACAGAUACAACGGAUAUCGAAAUUAUGAAUCUAACGAACAGUGCAGAAAUACAAAUGAUAAAUGAUUGUAAUAAAAGACAUCAAGAAAACAUCGUAUGUCACGAGCAUGGAAAUAAUACUUUACAUUUAAAAUGCGAUUUAAACAACGAAAAUUUUCAAGAUACACUACAAUUAAAUGCUCAUUCAAAAUUACAUUCCCCGUCGAACAUCAUUUACGCGGAUAUUAAUGGAUGCAGCAUUCAAUGUGACUCUUUACUUCAGUGUCAUAUAUGCAGUGAACAAGGCUUUACUACAGAAGAAUUAAAGGAACAUUUACAAACUCACCGUGGAACGAAAGGCUUCCAAUGUACAGAAUGUUCUCUUAAAUUUUGUACUAGUGGUGGACUUAGCAGACAUUUAAAAUUACAUAAAAAUAAAGAACAAUGGAAGUGUACAAUCUGUCAACAAGUUUUUGUUAGCAAAGCCCAAUUGAGAUCUCAUAAUAAAAUGCAUGAUAAUAAUCUUAAUGCAAGCUCAUUAGAAUCAGACAAAUCGCAGAAAGAAAAUAUUUCUAUCAAUAAAAGUCUUUCCAUUGAUUCUACUUCAAAUAAUAAAAUUUCUUUUGAUAGUAAAACUCUAUCAAAUAACUCCAUCAAAUUGGAUGAAAAGAUUUCUUUAGAUGAUAAAAUGGGUACUGAUUCGUCAGUAUCAGAAAAAGUUCUUUUAGACACGGUAGCAGAAAAAAAGAUCAUGGAUCAAAUAGAUGGUAGUGUAGAAAAAAAAGAAACAAAACAGUAUAUCAAUAAAUGUAAGUACUGUCCAAAAACAUUUCGCAAACCAAGCGAUCUUAUAAGACAUAUUCGGACACAUACCGGUGAACGACCGUACACGUGCGAUCAUUGCAGUAAAAGCUUUGCAGUGAAGUGUACAUUGGAUUCUCAUAUGAAAGUUCAUAGCGGCAAGAAGACGUUUUGUUGUCAUGUUUGCAAUAGUUUAUUUGCUACAAAGGGUAGUUUAAAAGUUCAUAUGCGAUUGCAUACUGGUUCUAAACCAUUUAGAUGUCAGAUUUGUGAUUUAAGAUUUCGAACUUCAGGUCAUAGAAAAGUACAUUUAUUGAAACAUGUGAGACAGCACAAAGGUAUCACUAAGCGAAAACAAAAGCACAUGAAAGUUUCUGCUGUAGCUGAAGCAAGCCUUGAUUUAGAAAAAUCGGUUGAAAGUGUAGUGCAUUUAGUAACAACUGAUAAUGAUGUAUCUACAUCGUCAAAUGUUGAUUACUCAAACCUUGACGCAAUCAGCAUUGACACUAAUAAUUUAGUCAAUCAGAUUAAUUUGAAUAGCGAUACAAUGAUAUUGAAUAAUAAUUCAAUUGUGUCAUUAAAUGAGAAUAAUCAAUUAGUAGCAAAUUUGCAUUUCUUAUUAGCAAAUGGAUUUGUUACUAUUCAAACGGAUGAUACCUCGCCACCAACAGUAACAACAGCAGCAGCAGCACCAGCAGCAGCACCAACAACACCAGCACCGCCACCACCACCACCACUAGUACCUAUUUCUGAUGCAAAUAUUAUACAGAAUGAGACUAAAUUAUCAGAAUUCGUUAAUGGUGCACCUAUACAGGAAUCUUAUAUUGACACAGGUACUAAACACGUCGUUAUUACAAAUGAAACAUCAACAAGGACAGCCCUUCCAACUACCCAUGUUUCAACAGAGCCGAAUACUGAUAUAAGUAUUACACAGUUAGAAUAUACAAAUCCUGCAACAAUUAAAACAGAAGAAACAAUAAAGAAGCAAACAAAUAAGAGCAAUUCAUCAAAACAGAGAGCAUGUGAUAUUUGUGGGAAAACGUUUAUGAAGCCAUAUCAAGUAGAAAGACAUAAACGAAUUCACACAGGUGAACGUCCAUUUAAGUGCGAAUUAUGUACCAAAUCAUUUGCUCAAAAGGCAACAUUACAAAUGCAUCAAAAACAUCAUACAGGUGAUCGACCACACGCUUGUCCAUGCUGCGAAUUUACUUUUUCUCAAAGAGGAAAUUUACGAACACACUUAAGACGUGUUCAUCGAUUGGAUCUUAUCAGUGCUAAAAAGUUGAAAACAAGUCAACAAGUUUUAAGUGCUAAACUAAUACAAAAUAAUAUAGGUGAAACAAAGAUUCUAAGUUUAGAUGAUAUUGCCUUUGUCCAGUUUGUAAAAUAAUUUUUAAUAUAGACUAACAUUUUUAAAUGCUAAAUACGCUUAAAAUCCUCAAUACUGUCCGAGAAGUCGGACAUAUUACUUUUCACUGCUCUUAUCAUGAAAGAUUUAACAAAUAAAAAAGGAAAGAAAAAGAAAAAAAAAAGAAAAAAAAAAGAAAAAAAAGAAAGAAAAAGAAAAAGAAAAAAAAAUAUUAGACUGAUCUCUCUGUGUCUUUGCAUUGAGAAAUUUUUUAAAACUCUGUGAUGUAUAUAUCGUGUACAUUGAUAACACUAAAAUAGUAAAGUUAUAUUCUGUGGUUUAAUAGAAUCCUUUAUAUUAUAUUGAGAGUCAGUUAUUAUUCUAAGUGUUCUAACUCUAAACCUAUCUGGUAUUACUAAGAUACAAGAAACUUUCUUUGAUAAGUUGUAUUAUCUUUAUUUGAUACAUAAAAAUAUAACUUGUACAUAAGUUACUACUGUUUGUAAUAAAAUAUGUCAUUAUAGAAUUAAAA